This is a messenger RNA of Styela clava, 4278 nucleotides long. RefSeq names its product ornithine decarboxylase-like. The record is from RefSeq and is a predicted model, not a curated record. NCBI's taxonomy places the organism in Eukaryota, Metazoa, Chordata, Ascidiacea, Stolidobranchia, Styelidae. Gene Ontology annotation, molecular function: ornithine decarboxylase activity. Gene Ontology annotation, cellular component: cytoplasm.
UCAGCAGCAGCAGCAGAUCGCAGUCAGCAGUUAGAUUUUUGAAUGGUUCUGAUGACAAACUUUUGAAAGUUGAGAAGCCACUUACAGACAUUGGAAGUCGAUCACCGCGGUAAACAUAAGUUACACUUUGAUGCUGUCCUUGAAGGUCUAUUCCAAGUAAAAUGUCACAACAUAAAUUAUCCAUUACCCUUAAUAUGAAUUUUGGAUAGCGUCGGCCCUGAUAUUCAAUAUCUGCUGCUGUACAACCUUUUAGUUAGAGGAAUGGAAUAGGCCAGAGAAGCCAUUGCUACCUUGUCCUUAACUGUGUGUCCCUUUUGAUUGGGAGGUUACACCUUUCUAUGAGACGAGGGUGUAUGAAACUCUGGCUACUGCAACUAUCAAAAAGUGCACGUACUUUGUGUCUUUCAAUACGAAUCACAGGAGAACCUCUCAAUAAUUUUGGGCUGUGAUUUUUGAUAUGCAGUGACUUCGUCAGGUUUUUGUGGGUUGAAAACUGCUUCUAUGCAGACUUUUAUGAAACGUCCCCUUUUAUGACACUUGAAACAAAACACAUUUCGGGCUGGACAUUUUAACGAUGAUGUUUCUUUUCGCACAGAAAAAGCAAGUAGAAUUUGCAGUAGCAGAUAUUUUCUCGAUAUCACACGAUGACUUAUUGAAUGGAGUUUCACUGUUUUGAGCUGACACAGUAGAAGAAAGAUCGGAUACUCGAUAAGCUUCAGUGUUCUUAAUUGCUAUUUCUAAGCUCCUGGCUCGAUCGAAUGUCGUAUUAAAUUAAGAUGUUUGUUUUCCAACGAGCGCGGCCGUAUCCAUGUGGAGUUUAAUCCCCGGAUAAAAGCGUCUCGGACAUAAGCAUCUCGAUUUUGAACAGCAAAUACAGUUUUGAAAUUACAAUGUUGCUUAACAAUUUCAAUGCUUGCAUGUAUUCGCCUACAUUUUCAGAUGCUUGUUGGUUCCUGGUUGCCAGAACAUGCCGAGAAUUAACUUCAUUGCGGGGUUUGACAACAUUGUUUUCAGAAUCUCAAUCACAGUAUCGUAUGAUUCUGCCUCUUCAAUAUAUUGGAAUAUACGAGGAAAUAUGAAAUUCACCAAUACACCCAGUUUAUGCGUUACGGCGUUCAGAAAAUUAUCGAAAGUCUUCUUCCAGUGCAGCCACUCACAGGAUGCUUCAUGAGAGUUAGGAUCUACCUCUAGUCUCUCAGGUUUCAGAACCUUGUCCAUGCUUAUACCAGAAUACUCUUGUGAAAUGCGAUAAGUUGAAUAAAUUGUAAUGAAUGAUAAAUGUAGUACCUUGAUAUAAGGCUUUCUUUAUUCAGCCUAAAUCUGAAGCACACUUGGAAUGAAUCUAAAGUAAAAUAUAACACAAGUAAAUGUUAUUAAACAAGAAAACAAAUACGUAGCGAAUUGCUGAUUCUAACAGUAAGCGGCCCCAUAGUUGAAUAAAUAAAAAUGGAAGAACUACAUUACAUCUACAACUACUCUACAUCUACAGCACAGCAAUAACUGAUGUCUGAUUUAAAACGCUUCAGCAAUCAUCGCUAGACUGCAGCUGUAUAAACGAAUAGAUUCAUUAAGUUACAUUUACAAGGUAUUACAACAUGUUAUGGGAAUAACGACGCAAGUCAAUUCUGAGACAUCUGUACAUAAGGUUGCAAUAUAGGAUGCCAUAAUGCCCCAUAACAGCUGAUCGUUCCUAACGCGAAGUAUGUGCUGGCAACAACGACGACGAUGGACCUUUCCCCGACCUUUGACCCCCGAAAAAUUCUUCCUAUACUUUCCAUUGCAAAAUUUUCGGGGCUUAUUUCAAGAGUUGUUUCGCGACAUGGCGCCUAUAAAAUGGGGUAUGUGUUUUAAACCAUCAUUAUGAUUCAUCGCAUGUAACAAUCUGUUUUUAAAAGUACCGGUAAAGAAUUUCAGCCCAGUCUAUUACAGCUAUUUCUAAACUAUUUUUUAUUUCUGCAAUUAAAUUGAAACUCCUAAGAAGACAGAGUGAUCAUUGAAUUAUCUGAUUUAUAUUUAAAUUUCCGAAACACAACGGAAAACUAACAAAUAGAGUUCAAAAACGCAAAAACUAGGUAAUGUUUACGACCGCGCCUGGAAAUCUGUCUGAGUGAGAAAAGUGUCUGAACGGAUGCGAAAAGGAAGCAUUGUUUGUUCAAUUCAAAACGCGUCGCCAGAUCAUAUUUGUAGGAUGAAGCUGAGUUUAAUGACGAAAUGCAGUAGAAAUCUUUCGCUUACAGAAACUCCAAGAACGAUUUUAAGGUUGAAAUAUGAACAACGAUUCCAAACAAGUGUAUAGUAGAUGUAAUAAAUUACUAUGAUUUAAGUUCCAUUCAACGCUUAGUUGAAUUUUAGUAACUGUGCCUAUUUCCAAGACAUCAAAAUCAUGGAGUGCUCGACGUUCCGCAUAGGUACAAAGGACAACAUUGAUGUAUUUGAAGGAAUAACAAUGAACGAAGCGGCAAAAUUCAUUUCAAGUUUUCCUGCAGGUCGCAAGAAUUUUGACGACAGUUUCUAUAUAUGCGAUUUCGGAGAUUUUGCAAAGAAGCACAAACGAUGGCGGGAGUUAUUUCCCAAUUCUCGUCCGUUUUACGCAGUGAAAGUUGCUCCAUAUCCACCAAUGAUUAGAUGUUUGUCUGCAAUGGGCACUGGAUUUGAUUGCGCCAGUCAGGAAGAAAUUGAUUUGGUAUUAAACAAUGGAUCAACUCCGGAUUCUAUCAUUUUUGCCAACCCGUCAAAACCAGUCUCACAUAUUAUUCAUGCAAAAGAGAAUGGAGUGAAAAUGUUGGUAUUCGACAGUGAACUAGAACUUCAGAAGAUCAAGAAACAUUUUCCAGAUUCAAAGUUGGUUUUACGAAUGAGCGUUGACAAUCCAGUAGCAGAGUUUCCUCUAGACGGCAAGUAUGGUGCAACAUUGGAAGAGUCCCGACAUCUGAUCAAUAUUGCAAACUUAGAGGACAUGAAGAUAAUAGGAAUAAGCUUUCAUGUUGGUAGUGGAUGCCUUGAUGCCAAUUCAUUUAAGGAAACAAUUGAACACGCAAGGGAACUGUUUGAUUACGGAAGAACACUAGGAAUGGAUUUCGAUAUUUUAGAUAUUGGAGGAGGCUUUCCUGCACUUUCGGGAUCCGCUCUAUCAAUCGAGAAAAUAGCGUCAACCGUGAAUGCCUCUUUGGAAAUGAAUUUUCCCGCAAAAAUAUUUGAUAAAUUGCGUGUUAUCGCGGCGCCAGGACGAUAUUAUGCAGCAACAGCGUUUGUUUUGGCAACAAAGGUGAUAACUAAACGGGAGCACUCAAAACUGCCUAAAGUGGAUGUUGAAUAUACUCUAAACGAAGGAAAGCACGGAUCUCUGCAGCUUUCUUAUGGGACUCUACCGGGAGAGAUGAUUCCUUAUGUUCCGGAGGAAAAAGCAAAUAAGAAUCGCCAUUAUGCUUGGCUCUGGGGUCCGACUUGCGAUAACAAGGCGUUAUCUAAGAGAAUAUUAGUGCCAAAAUUACACUUCGACGACUGGCUGUUUUGGAAAGAUGCCGGGGCUUACACUUUUGCAUGUUCUACUGGAUUUAACGGAUUUAAAACAACGGCAUUUUAUAAUAUUAUUUCAACAGAAAAUGAGGCAAUAUUUUGGUCACUCAUGAAUGAAAAAGUCGAAGUAAUAUCGGAGCGAUGAAGAGAUUGUCUCAAUUUGACGAUGGAGAAAAAAUCAAGCAGAAAUACAUAGUUUAUUUUAAGUUGUUAUUGUUGAAGAAGUUUUGUUAACCGUUCGAAACACUUGUGUUACUCAAAUAAAUUAUAGGUGCAAAAGAUAUAGCAUUUUUAAGCAAAAUAUACUGUUAUAUCUGUCGAUAAUUUAUUUUUUUUUUGCAAAAAAUAAAAGCAUCAUUAGGUUACUGUUCCAUUAAUUUAAAUUAGUAUGUAUAUAUUUAAAGAUAAAAGGUACAUUUUUUCAAAUUUAGACUGAUUCAUAAACUCGACAGUAUAUAGUUUUUUUUAAUUUUUCCGACGGGAACUAUUUGGAACAAAAUUGUUAUUAUCAGCUUUAUAGAAAAAAUUCUGUAACGGAUAAAUUUCAAUUAGAAAAACGACCUAAAAAUGAAUAUUAGUUCAAAAUUGAAUGUCGAUAUCCUGAAGACUUGAGGCCCCUAGACUUAAUGCUGAUUGUAAAUUCAGUCUCGCAUACCAUUAAGGCUACAUGUUGAGCUGCGAGUACGAACGUUGUCAGACUGGCCCGGCCUAAUGCCGUAUGGUGGCGCCAUAUUCGUUAGAUUCAUGUGUUCUAUAUAGAUA